CCCUCGCGACGCCUCUUCCGCUCUCUUCUCCGACGGCUUCUGCCAGGGCGGGAGGAGGCGGGUGGGCCCGAGAAACACCAGCUCCUCCGUACCAAGGCAACCCGCACCCCCCGCCCCCGGAGCCACAUCUCCAAGCCCCUCCCCGCCCCCCCACAGGCCCCCCCACUUCCACCAAACUCUCCAAGCUUCACUUGGACUCACCACGGCGACGCACGCCGCAGUCCCAGCCGCUGCGGGGAGCCGGGCCCUCUGGGCAAAGGCAGCUGGGCAUGCGAAGCAGCGGCCAAAGAGGCUGCCGCCCUGCUUACAGGGGGCUCCGGCCGCUGCCUGGACCACAAAGCGCCUGGGACACCAGGGCACUGGCCCCGACUUACAGGGGGGCCCUGGGCCCAAAGGCCCAAAGUUCGCGCGAGUUAUUUACACCUCCUCUGUACAAACAACGCUACCAGUUCGUCAAAGAUUUAGUGGAGAAAUACAAACCUAAGAAGGUGGCAGAUUUAGGAUGUGCUGACUGCAGGCUUCUCUGGAUGCUGAAAUUCUGCAGUUGCAUUGAAGUGUUAGCUGGGCUAGAUAUCUCUGCAAGUGUAAUGGAAGAGAAAAUGCAUACAUUGUCUCCUCUUCCUUUUGAUUAUUUGCAACCAUCUGAAAGAUCCCUAACUGUUACCUUGCAUCAUGGUUCAGUGGCCCAUAAAGAUCCUUGCAUGCUUGGUUUUGACUUGGUGACAUGUAUUGAACUAAUAGAACACCUGGAAGAAUCAGAGCUGAAGAAAUUUCCUGAAGUGGUGUUUGGUUUCAUGGCUCCAAGCAUGGUUGUGAUCAGUACUCCAAAUUCUGAAUUUAACCCUUUGCUUCCAGGAGUGGUGUUGAAUAGGCAUCCAGAUCACAAAUUUGAGUGGAACCAAGCGCAAUUUCAAAGCUGGGCUCUGGAGGCUGCUAGAUGCUAUGAUUACUCCGUGGAAUUUACUGGUGUAGGGCACCCACCAAAAGGAAUGGAGAAUGUUGGGUUUUGUACCCAAAUAGGUGUGUUUGUUAGAAAAUAUCCUCGAUCUGGUGGAUCUGUUCAGUAUGAGAAACCCACUGAAGCAGUUUACAAAACAGUCUUCAAAGCAGUGUAUCCAAGUCUGAAAGAUGAGAAGUACUUGCAGAAUGCAGUUGUCAGUGAAGUUAUUUUCACAGCCCAAAACAUUAAGCACCAUUUCAUGUCAAAACAUGAGGAGUGUGAUGAUGAUCCUGAAAGAAAAUCUGAAUUCCAGCCUUCAGUCAACUCUUUUUCAGACUAUCUUGGAAAACUGGUUGUUGAUAAAGCCAUGGAACCAUUUGUCAAUGGAAAUGAGAAUGAAAUUUAUAGAUGCUUUCUUCAAGAUGAGCACAUCCUCAGCCUUGAUGAAAACCAAAUGUUGUUCCAGAUAAAUGGAAAUAUGAAAGUGGUAUUGUUGACUGUUCUGUUUUUUAAAGAAAAAAAAAUUUAAGAAGUGCUAUACUUGUGAAUGCUAAUCUGGCCCUGAUGUACCUGAAAAUUUUCUGUGUUCUCAUGUGCAGCUGUUAUUCAAAACUGUAAAAUCCAAAUAGAGUAAAUGAAAAAAAAUUCAAGAGCAAUCCAUACCCCAGUAAUGGUUUUGCCUUGGUAUAGGAGUUGUGUGUAUGCAGCAGUGGUAUAUAAGUGGGGCUUGUUUUCAGUCACGAGAUGUUUUCCUUCUAGAUUAGAAAAAGAUCUUGUGUCUAAAUGACACAUUUUCCUUAUAACAUACAUGUUGCUAAAACAGUGUGAAAACACAGUAGUAGAAAAAGCAAAACAUUUUAAAAAAGAAAUAAUUAACUGGAAGAUUUGUUUGCUGAUGAGACUUGUCAUUUAUUCUAUAAGGAACCUGUUGACUCAUGAAACAAAGAGGAAAGACAACAACCACAAAAGAAAUUUCUAGGAUAUUCUGGUGAAGUUUUGGAAAAAAUUGUCUUCCUUUUUGACUGAAGUUAGUUAUAUAUGGUACAGUUAAUUCUCUUAAUCCUUACUCUUCAAAUAAUUGGUUACUGAACUGAUCUGAGUGCCAAAUAGUUUAUACUAUAAUUAGCUGCAAUUUUCACCAAUCUAGAUUUUUUUCUUAAUUUAAGAACAGAUACUCAGUGCGGUACCAG
Molecule: messenger RNA, 2130 nt
Organism: Manacus vitellinus (golden-collared manakin)
Lineage: Eukaryota; Metazoa; Chordata; Aves; Passeriformes; Pipridae
Gene: HENMT1
Product: HEN methyltransferase 1
Exons: 7
Coding region: 270-1469 (399 amino acids)
Biological process (GO): piRNA processing; RNA methylation; siRNA processing
Cellular component (GO): nucleus; cytoplasm
Molecular function (GO): O-methyltransferase activity; RNA methyltransferase activity
Source: RefSeq, a predicted model, not a curated record